Molecule: messenger RNA, 3588 nt
Organism: Brassica rapa (field mustard)
Lineage: Eukaryota; Viridiplantae; Streptophyta; Magnoliopsida; Brassicales; Brassicaceae
Product: aldehyde oxidase GLOX1-like
Source: RefSeq, a predicted model, not a curated record
UGCACUGCAGUGUAACAUCAUUCUUUACAACGCUCGUAAGAGAACCCACACUUGCACACAUGAGUACGAGUUGCAUGUAUCCGUAUUCCCUAACAUAGUCCAUAACACGGUCAUAUUCUCUCACUAGGGUGAGUAGAUGUUAAUGUAUAGGGUGUAUAUUUUCACAUUGAAUACACGAGUAGAAGUUACUGAAACGAAUCGGCAUGAUACAUGUUUGACACUGCUUGUUGUCGUCGUAAUCUCCGCUUAAGUUGUCAUCAAAGACUCAAAUAAUGUUGUUAAUGACUGCAUGACCACGUCAAAGACCAAAAGAGGUAAUAUGAAACCUAAAUCUUUCUUUUAUCAAAGACUCUCCACAAAACUAGAAAUUGAUUGAUGUAGAGUCUUCUUACCACACACAUAAAAAUAGCAAUAGCUAAAAAUAAACUCAAGUAAAAUAAACCUAUAAAAUACGUUUACACCAGAGCUGAUUACUCCGACAUUCAUAAUCCAAAUAAGCAUCAAACUUCUCAUCUCCACAACCAAAAAAAAAAAAGAAUUAAAAAUCUUAAAAAUCUAAAAAUUACAAAACUUACAAAAAAAUGAGAGCAUCAACAAGACUCAUAUGGACAGUAACUGUCCUUGUACUGGCAGCUGUGUCGGAAGCCGUCUUUCCUCUACCAUUUAAUCCGUUCUUACCUGGAUCGCACAACCGUAAGCUUGGGAAACAAGGGGGAGGUAGAAAAGGCGGAGGAAGAAGACGAGGCGGCGCAGAAGCUCAGACAAACUGGCCUGGUAAAUGGGAAUUAUUCUUACCAAACUCGGGUGUGUCAGCGAUGCAUGCCAUUCUGAUGCCAGUUAUCAACCAAGUCCAGUUCUAUGACGCAACCAUCUGGAGAAUCUCACAGAUUAAGCUGCCUCCAGGUGUAGCAUGUCACGUGGUCGACCCCAAGAUUAACAAGGUCGAUUGUUGGGCUCAUUCGGUUCUCGUUGAUAUCAACACCGGUGCCAUUAAGCCUCUAUCCCUUACGACUGAUACGUGGUGUUCAUCGGGAGGUCUGACAGUCAACGGGACACUGGUGAGCACUGGAGGAUAUGGAGGAGGAGCCAACACGGCGAGGUACCUAGCUGCUUGUCCAAGCUGUGUAUGGAUUGAAUACCCUCAAGCCCUAGCUGCAAAGAGAUGGUACUCAACGCAAGCCUCUCUUCCUGACGGAAAGUUCUUCGUGAUUGGAGGACGUGACGCCUUGAACUACGAAUACAUCCCCGAGGAAGGACACAACAACAAGAAGGUAUUCGACUCGUUGCUCCUAAAACAAACAGACGACCCGGACGAGAACAACCUCUACCCUUUCGUAUGGCUCAACACUGAUGGCAACCUCUUUAUUUUCGCGAACAACCGUUCCAUCCUUCUAAACCCCAAAUCAAACCAAGUCAUCAAAGAGUUCCCUCAGCUCCCGGGUGGUACCCGUAACUACCCCGGGUCAGGCUCCUCCGCGCUCCUCCCCAUCCAACUUUACAUGAACAACGCCAAAGUCAUCCCUGCUGAUGUCCUCGUCUGCGGUGGUUCCAAACAAGACGCGUAUAACCGUGCGGGUAAGAAGGACUUCGAACCAGCAUUGAAGGAUUGCGCGAGGAUAAGCAUCAACAGCCGUAAGCCGCGGUGGAAGAUCGAGAUGAUGCCUACGCCAAGAGUCAUGAGCGACACUGUCAUCCUCCCUAACGGAGACGUGAUACUAGUCAACGGAGCUAAACGUGGAUGUUCGGGCUGGGGAUACGGCAAGGACCCUGCCUUUGCUCCCAUCUUGUACAAGCCUCGUGUUAAACGCGGCACGCGUUUCAAGGAGCUAGCCGCCUCAGCCAUCCCACGCAUGUACCACUCCAUCGCCAUCGCUCUACCUGAUGGUAAGGUUCUUGUCGGCGGCAGCAACACCAACGAUGGUUACAGGUACAACGUCGAGUUCCCGACGGAGCUUCGCGUUGAGAAAUUCUCCCCGCCUUACCUCGACCCGGCUCUCGCCAACAUGAGGCCGAAGAUCGUCAACAACGGGACGCCGAAACAGAUCAAAUACGGGAAAGUCUUUAAGGUGAAGGUCGAGCUUAACCAAAAGGACGUGACCAAGGAGAAUCUCAAGGCUCACAUGUUAGCACCUUCCUUUACAACGCAUAGUAUCUCGAUGAACAUGAGGAUGCUCCUCUUGGGUGUGGCUAGUGUCAACCCUUCGGGAGGCAACUCUUUUGAAAUCCAAGCCGCUGCACCACCCAAUGGAAACCUGGCACCACCGGGUUACUAUCUUAUAUUUGCCGUCUACAAAGGUGUCCCCAGCGUUGGUGAAUGGAUUCAGAUCGUCUAAUGGGGAUUUUUUUACCAAUUUUGUCUUAUGCCAGUAGCAGCUUUACGUGAAAAUAAAUCUUAGAGCAUUGGUGAAUAGAUUCAGAUCGUCUAAUCACCAAUUUUGUCUUAUGCCAGUAGCAUCUUUAAAUGAAAAUAAAUCUUAGUAAUAAUCAGUAUUUUUUUUUGUUUUUCUUAUACAUUUUGGUAUAUGCCAUGAUUAAUGUAUCCAAAUUCCUUAGUGUUAUCAAUGAUUCCUUGGCUCGUCCUAAUUUUUCAUCAGAACUUUAGCCUAUUUUCCUUCUUAAUCAGUUGGGUUUUCAGAGUUUUGGGUAAACAACCCACUGGAUGGUUAGUCUAAUGUCUAUGUCAUCCUUUUAGAUCUAAUCCAACUGAUUGGUAAAAAUUCUCCAAUGAGUAGUUUCAUCACCUAUUCACCGGUCUGGCAUUUCACAAAAAUAUUAAAUUUUAAGUCUGUUAAAUUUUCAUCUGUAUAGAGAAGUAACUACUUGGGAUUACUCGUUAUAUCAGUCGGGCGACAUCAAAACGAACAAGAAGCUACAACUUGCUAUAGUUGCACACUGCAGCGACCAUGCAAACGAAGCAUGCCAUAUUCAGUUUAAUAAGCACUAUCACUAUCUAUCUCUGCUAGAACAAGAAUGAAACCAAUUCUAUAUCUCACAGGAAACAGAGUGACGGUUCUAGAAUGUUCCAAUCACACAGAUCAGAUCAGUAUCGAUCUGAUUAUCAAUGACCAACGCAAAGCCAGAUUCCAAAUACAAUAAAGCUCGUACCUACCAAAGCAAGUCCGAUUUGAGUUUCCUCCCCCAGAAUAACCCCGAACGCGGCGGUUGCGGCGAAGGUCGUGGCGUUGGUGACCGGAACGGCGAUAGAGAUCGGGGAGUCGCCGAGGAGGGCGAAGAACGCGGCGGAGGCGGAGAGGUUUACGAGGAAAGGAACGGAGUAUUGCCAGAAGAGGAGGAGGUUGAUCCAGUCGCGGAGAGCGGCGAGGAGUUUGCGGCGGAAGGUUGAUGGGAUCUGAAGAGGAGGAGACUCUGUUAUCGUCGAAGAUGAUGAUGAUGAUUUUUUGUCCCAGGCGAGUGCUCCGCGGCGGAUCAGGGCGUUGGUGGCUCCCCACACGAGCCCUACGGCCACCAUUUUCUGUAUGUCUUCCUUCAUUCUGAUUACCGCCGGCGAUCGAACUCUCUGCUCGGUUUGUUCGUAUACCAUUACGUUGAAUAUCCCCGUUAUUAUAAGUUAAAUAUGGGCAAAAAAUA